GAUAUGAAUGGAGGACAACUCCAUCCACAAAACUGCCUUCCAAACUCGCUACAAGUCGUACGAAGAGCGAUUUUGCCAUCAAGAAGGUCUAAUUGUUAGGAUACAUGGUGAACACUCAAGGAGUCCACGUCGACCCGAAGAAGAUCGAAGCUGUACGUACGUGGAAGAUGCCCGAGAACGUGAAGGAGUUGCAGCAGCUACUCGGCUUCACCAAUUAUUACAACAGAUUCAUGCCACACAACACAAAAAAGUUGGCGCACCGCACACAAAUCUACUGAAGAAUAAUACACCCUAUCAGUGGGAACCAAGACACCAAGAAGCUGCGGGGCAUCUGAAACAAGCACUUAUGUCUGCACCAGUACUCAUCCUGCCAGAUCCAGAAUGCGACUACGUCAUCGAAGUUGAUACCAGCGACCAGGCAGUUGGAGCAGUCUUGAUGCAAGACCAAGGGAAUGGAAUGCAACCAAUCGCCUACCUCGGUAAAAAAAAUACACUGGCCAGAGCGAAAUUACCCGAUACACGACAAGGAGGCCCUUGCUAUUAUCAUCGCCUUCAAAACGUGGAGAUGUUAUCUCAAAGGACGAAAAACGACUGUCUACGCCGUCCACUAAAGCCUAAAUUUUUUGAAGACACAGCCAAACCUCUCCAGGCGACAUGUCCGGUGGCUUGACUUCAUCUGGACACAUUUUCAUGACGACA
Molecule: messenger RNA, 699 nt
Organism: Closterium sp. NIES-67
Lineage: Eukaryota; Viridiplantae; Streptophyta; Zygnematophyceae; Desmidiales; Closteriaceae
Source: the annotation of a GenBank genome assembly